Amphimedon queenslandica is the source of this 876-nucleotide messenger RNA. RefSeq names its product ATP-dependent DNA helicase PIF1-like. The transcript has a single exon. The record is from RefSeq and is a predicted model, not a curated record. The coding region runs from base 1 to 876 and encodes 291 amino acids. Lineage: Eukaryota; Metazoa; Porifera; Demospongiae; Haplosclerida; Niphatidae.
AUGAGACAAAGACAAGACACAGAAUAUUCAGAAAUUCACAAACGAGUGAGAAUUGGUUCUCAGACAAAGUCUGACAUAAGUGUACUCCGAUCGAGUUUGACAAGUGGUAUCAGGGAUCCCAUUGAUGUCAGUCAACCUCCAUUUGUUGAUGCAUUAUGCCUAUUGCCUUUAAAAGAACAAGUAGAAGAUUAUAAUGACAGUAGAUUGAAAGAUUUAUCACGCUUUACUAAAAUAUAUGAUUUUGAUGGAGAGCAUUCAAUAGUAGAGUCAACAACACUAAUCCCUGGUGUAGUAUCACAUGAAGAAGUCCCAGAUUCGCUCAUACCUUCCAGUGAUAAAGAUUGUGCUGGCUUAUCAUGUAAAGUGAAGUUAGCUAUAGGAGCACAGGUUAUGUUACGAUGUAACAUUAUAUGUGAAGAAAGAUUAGUAAAUGGAGCUAGAGGAAUAAUUGUGGGUUUCUCUUGGCCAAAUGGAGCUGAUGAUCGAGCAAAGAAAGGGGAUUCACCACAAAAAGAAUAUGUAAAAUUUAAUGACCCACGUGUAGGUCUUGUGAGCCGUGUCACAAUUGAUGAUUCAUUAGAACAAGAAGCUGUCCCAAUAGAACCAGUCACAGCCAAGUUCUUUGGCAAGCAAGGAGUAACAUUACAGCGUACACAGUUGCCACUACUACCUUGGUGGGCAGCUACUAUACAUGAGGUUCAGGGUCUAUCCCUUGAUGCUGCUGUAAUCGAUCUAGGUCCUAAAGUGUUUGAAGAUGGAAUAGCAUACAUUGCCUUAAGUAGAGUAAGAACACUCCAAGGAGUUGCUGUACUAGGACUAGUUGAAAAGAAAAUCACAUCAUCAACAGUAGCAAAAAUGAUGAAAUGGAUAGACUAA